Messenger RNA from Linum trigynum, 1116 nucleotides. The record is from the annotation of a GenBank genome assembly. Lineage: Eukaryota; Viridiplantae; Streptophyta; Magnoliopsida; Malpighiales; Linaceae.
AUGGAAGCCAUUAGAAAGCAGGCCACGAGGCUUCGAGAGCAGGUUGCUAAGCAACAACAGGCUGUUCUGAAGCAGUUUGGUGCGAGUGGAUAUGGAGGUUCAGACGGUUUAGUUACUGAUGAGGCUGAAUUUCAUCAGCAUCAGAGGCUCGAGAAGCUUUACAUAUCGACUCGUGCUGGCAAGCACUUCCAAAGGGAUAUUGUUCGUGGUGUGGAAGGGUAUAUUGUUACUGGAUCCAAACAAGUGGAAAUAGGAACAAAGUUAUCAGAGGAUAGUCGGAAGUAUGGCUCUGAAAAUACUUGUACUAGUGGCAACACAUUAUCAAAGGCUGCGCUCAAUUAUGGGCGUGCUCGUGCUCAGAUGGAGAAGGAGCGGGGGAAUUUGUUGAAAGCUCUUGGUACACAGGUCGCAGAGCCACUUAGGGCGAUGGUGAUGGGAGCUCCUCUGGAAGAUGCCCGACAUCUUGCUCAACGUUAUGACAGAAUGAGACAAGAAACUGAAGCGCAGGCCAUUGAAGUUUCUAAACGGCAGGCAAGAGCAAGGGAAAUGCCAGGUCAUUCUGAGGUUUCCAUGAAAUGGGAAGCUGCAGAGUCGAAGCUUCAAGAUCUCAAGGCUAACAUGGAUAUUCUGGGGAAGGAAGCAACUGCAGCAAUGGCAGCUGUUGAAGCUCAACAACAGAGGUUGACUCUCCAACGGCUUAUAUCUAUGGUUGAAUCAGAAAGAACUUAUCACCAAAGAGUUCUUCAAAUACUCGAUCAGCUCGAAACUGAGAUGAUAUCAGAACGACAAAGGAUUGAAGCACCUCCACCACCCGUCGAGAACAACAACAUGCCCCCACCACCUCCAUACGAAGAAGUCAAUGGCGUUUAUGCCUCUCAAACACAAAAUGGCUCAACAGAUAGUAUGGGAUAUUUCUUAGGGGAGGUUAUGCAUCCUUACAAUGCCGAAACUAGCGUUGAGCUUUCUCUGUCAGUCGGUGACUAUGUUGUCGUCAGAAAGGUGACGAAUAAUGGGUGGGCGGAAGGGGAAUGCAAAGGGAAAGCAGGUUGGUUCCCAUUUGGAUAUAUCGAACGAAGGGAGCGAGUCCUGGCGAGCAAAAUAGCUGAAGUGUUUUGA